AUGAUGGAUAUGAGCGAACUUGGAGAAUCAGCCUGCUACCUCCGCCAGGGCUACCAGGAGUUGAUGAAGGUGCACACUGUCCCAUGGGAUGGCAAGAAAAGGGUCUGGGUGCCUGACGAACAAGAUGCCUAUGUGGAGGCAGAGGUCAAGACUGAGGCUGCUGGAGGCAGAGUCACUGUGGAGACCAAAGACCAGAAGGUGCUGACGGUGCGCGAAACAGAGAUGCAACCCAUGAACCCACCUCGCUUUGACUUGUUGGAGGACAUGGCCAUGAUGACGCACCUCAACGAGGCUGCGGUGCUGCACAACUUGCGCCAGCGAUAUGCUCGCUGGAUGAUCUACACAUACUCGGGCCUCUUCUGUGUCACCAUUAACCCGUACAAAUGGCUUCCGGUCUACACAGCUUCUGUGGUGGCUGCCUACAAGGGCAAGCGUCGCUCGGAGGCCCCGCCUCAUAUAUACUCUGUGGCAGACAACGCCUACAACGACAUGCUCCGCAACCGAGAGAACCAGUCCAUGCUGAUCACCGGAGAGUCGGGGGCCGGUAAGACGGUUAACACCAAGCGGGUCAUUCAGUACUUUGCCAUCGUCGCUGCCCUGGGAGACGGGCCGGGCAAGAAGGCACAAUUUCUGGCAACAAAGACCGGGGGCACCCUGGAGGAUCAAAUCAUCGAGGCUAACCCUGCCAUGGAGGCUUUUGGCAAUGCCAAGACUCUGAGGAAUGACAACUCCUCUCGCUUUGGCAAGUUCAUCCGCAUCCACUUCGGUCCCUCCGGGAAGCUGGCCUCUGCUGACAUUGACAGCUAUCUCUUGGAAAAGUCCCGAGUGAUCUUCCAGCUGCCUGGUGAGCGUGGUUACCACGUAUACUACCAGAUCCUCUCAGGGAAGAAGCCGGAGCUGCAGGACAUGCUGCUCCUGUCCAUGAACCCCUACGACUACCAUUUCUGCAGCCAGGGGGUCACAACGGUGGAUAACAUGGAUGACGGGGAGGAGCUCAUCGCCACUGACCAUGCCAUGGAUAUCCUGGGCUUCAGCGUGGAGGAGAAGUGUGCCUGCUAUAAGAUCGUGGGUGCCCUCCUGCACUUUGGCAACAUGAAGUUCAAACAGAAGCAGAGAGAGGAACAGGCCGAGGCAGACGGCACUGAGAGUGCUGACAAGGCUGCCUACCUGAUGGGGGUCAGCAGUGGGGACCUCCUCAAAGGUCUGCUGCACCCCCGGGUCCGUGUAGGAAACGAGUAUGUGACCAAGGGCCAGAGCGUGGAGCAGGUGGUGUUCGCUGUGGGGGCCCUGGCCAAGGCCACCUAUGACCGGCUGUUCCGGUGGCUGGUGUCUCGAAUCAAUCAGACCCUGGACACGAAGCUGCCCCGACAGUUCUUCAUUGGGGUCCUGGACAUCGCUGGCUUCGAGAUCUUUGAGUUCAACAGCUUCGAGCAGCUGUGCAUCAACUUCACCAACGAGAAGCUGCAGCAGUUCUUCAACCAGCACAUGUUCGUGCUGGAGCAGGAGGAGUACAAGCGGGAGGGCAUCGACUGGGUCUUCAUCGACUUCGGCCUGGACCUGCAGCCCUGCAUCGACCUCAUCGAGAAGCCUCUGGGCAUUCUUUCCAUCCUGGAGGAGGAGUGCAUGUUCCCCAAGGCUUCGGAUGCCAGCUUCAGGGCCAAGCUCUAUGACAACCACUCUGGGAAGUCACCUAACUUCCAGCAGCCUCGCCCAGACAAGAAACGCAAGUACCAGGCUCACUUUGAGGUGGUCCACUACGCAGGCGUGGUACCUUAUAGCAUCGUGGGCUGGUUGGAGAAAAACAAGGAUCCCCUCAAUGAGACGGUGGUCCCCAUCUUCCAAAAGUCACAGAACAGACUCUUGGCCACCCUGUAUGAGAACUAUGCAGGCUCUUGCUCCACUGAGCCCCCCAAGUCUGGGGUGAAAGAGAAGCGCAAGAAGGCAGCAGCAUUUCAGACGGUGUCCCAGCUCCACAAGGAGAACCUGAACAAGCUCAUGACCAACCUUCGGGCCACUCAGCCCCACUUCGUCCGGUGCAUCGUCCCCAAUGAGAACAAGACUCCAGGGGUCAUGGAUUCCUUCCUGGUGCUACACCAGCUACGCUGCAAUGGGGUCCUGGAAGGGAUCCGGAUCUGCCGCCAAGGGUUCCCCAACAGGCUGCUGUACGCAGACUUCAAACAGCGGUACCGGAUCCUGAACCCCAGUGCCAUCCCAGAUGACACCUUCGUGGACAGCAGGAAGGCCACAGAGAAGCUCCUGGGCUCCCUGGACAUUGACCACACUCAGUAUCAGUUUGGCCACACCAAGGUGUUCUUCAAGGCUGGACUUCUGGGCACCCUGGAGGAGCUCCGCGACCAGCGCCUGGCCAAGGUGUUGACGCUGCUGCAGGCGCGCAGCCGGGGCCGCCUCAUGCGCCUGGAGUACCAGCGCAUGCUCGGAGGAAGGGACGCCCUGUUUACCAUCCAGUGGAACAUCCGGGCCUUCAAUGCCGUCAAGAACUGGUCUUGGAUGAAGCUCUUCUUCAAGAUGAAGCCGCUGCUGCGCUCAGCACAGGCGGAAGAGGAGCUGGCCGCGCUGCGUGCGGAGUUGCGGGGGCUUCGGGGGGCUCUGGCUGCUGCUGAGGCCAAGCGGCAGGAGCUGGAGGAGACUCACGUCAGCGUCACUCAGGAGAAGAAUGACCUGGCCCUGCAGCUGCAGGCGGAGCAGGACAACCUAGCGGAUGCGGAAGAGCGCUGCCACUUGCUGAUCAAAUCCAAGGUGCAGCUUGAGGCGAAGGUGAAGGAGCUGAAUGAGCGGCUGGAAGAUGAGGAGGAAGUGAACGCUGACCUAGCUGCGCGCAGGCGCAAGCUGGAGGACGAAUGCACAGAGCUCAAGAAGGACAUAGAUGACCUGGAGCUGACACUGGCCAAGGCCGAGAAGGAGAAACAAGCCACUGAGAACAAGGUGAAGAACCUGACCGAGGAGAUGGCUGCCUUGGAUGAGUCCGUGGUCCGCCUGACCAAGGAGAAGAAGGCAUUGCAGGAGGCUCACCAGCAGGCUCUGGGCGACCUGCAGGCCGAGGAGGACCGCGUGAGCGCGCUGGCCAAGGCCAAGAUCCGGCUGGAGCAGCAAGUGGAGGACCUGGAGUGCUCCCUGGAGCAAGAGAAGAAGCUGCGCAUGGACACGGAACGUGCCAAGCGCAAACUCGAGGGAGACCUGAAGCUGACCCAGGAGAUGGUGACGGACACCACCCAGGACAAGCAGCAGCUGGAGGAGAAGUUGAAGAAGAAGGAUUCCGAGCUGAGCCAGCUGAGCCUGCGGGUGGAGGACGAGCAGCUCCUAGGCGUCCAGCUGCAGAAGAAGAUCAAGGAGCUACAGGCUCGGGCGGAGGAGCUGGAGGAGGAGCUGGAGGCGGAGCGAGCGGCCCGGGCGCGCGUGGAGAAGCAGCGGGCGGAGGCCGCGCGCGAGCUGGAGGAGCUGAGCGAGAGGCUGGAGGAGGCGGGCGGCGCGUCGGCCGGCCAGCGGGAGGGCUGCCGCAAGCGCGAGGCCGAGCUGGGCCGCCUGCGGCGGGAGCUGGAGGAGGCCGUCCUGAGGCACGAGGCCACCGUGGCCGCCCUGCGCCGCAAGCAGGCGGAGAGCGCGGCGGAGCUGGGCGAGCAGGUGGACAGCCUGCAGCGCAUCCGGCAGAAGCUGGAGAAGGAGAAGAGCGAGCUGCGCAUGGAGGUGGACGACCUGGGCGCCAGCGUGGAGACUCUGGCCCGAGGCAAGGCCAGUGCAGAAAAGCUGUGCCGCACCUACGAGGAUCAGCUGAGCGAGGCCAAGAACAAGGCCGAGGAGCUGCAGCGACAGCUGGCGGACGCCAGCACGCAGCGGGGGCGGCUGCAGACGGAGAACGGGGAGCUGGGCCGCCUGCUGGAGGAGAAGGAGUCUAUGAUCAGCCAGCUGAGCCGCGGCAAGACCUCGGCGGCUCAGAGUCUGGAGGAACUUCGGAGGCAGCUGGAGGAGGAGAGCAAGGCCAAGGGCGCGCUGGCUCACGCAGUGCAGGCUCUGCGGCACGACUGUGACCUGCUCCGAGAACAGCAUGAGGAAGAGUCGGAGGCUCAGGCUGAGCUGCAGCGGCUGCUGUCCAAAGCCAACGCCGAGGUGGCCCAGUGGAGGAGCAAGUACGAGGCAGACGCCAUCCAAAGGACGGAGGAGCUGGAGGAGGCCAAGAAGAAGCUGGCCCUGAGGCUGCAGGAGGCAGAAGAAGGCGUGGAGGCCGCAAAUGCCAAAUGCUCCUCCCUGGAGAAGGCCAAGCUGCGGCUGCAGACGGAGUCGGAGGACGUGAGCCUGGAGCUGGAGCGGGCCACCUCGGCCGCUGCCGCCCUGGAUAAGAAGCAGAGGCACCUGGAGCGGGCCCUGGAGGAGCGCAGGCGGCAGGAGGAGGAGACGCAGCGCGAACUUGAGGCUGCGCAGAGGGAGGCGCGGGCUCUGGGCACCGAGCUCUUUCGGCUGCGGCACAGCCACGAGGAGGCGCUCGAGGCCCUGGAGACGCUCAAGCGCGAGAACAAGAAUCUGCAGGAGGAGAUCAGUGACCUCACAGACCAGGUUGGCCUCAGUGGGAAGAGCAUCCAGGAACUGGAGAAAGCCAAGAAGGCACUGGAAGGGGAGAAGAGCGAGCUGCAGGCCGCACUGGAGGAGGCCGAGGGGACCCUGGAGCUGGAGGAGACCAAGACUCUGCGGAUCCAGCUGGAGUUGUCCCAGGUCAAGGCAGAAGUGGACCGGAAGCUGGCGGAGAAGGACGAGGAGUGCACCAACCUGAGGCGCAACCACCAGCGGGCCGUGGAGUCCCUGCAGGCCUCCCUGGAUGCCGAGACUAGGGCCCGCAACGAAGCGCUGCGGCUCAAGAAGAAGAUGGAGGGGGACCUCAAUGAGCUGGAGCUACAGCUGGGCCACGCCACCCGCCAGGUCAUGGAGGCACAGGCAGCCACGAGGCUGCUGCAGGCCCAGCUCAAGGAGGAGCAGGCGGGGCGCGACGAGGAGCAGCGGAUAGCGGCCGAGCUCCGCGAGCAGGGGCAGGCGCUGGAGCGCAGGGCGGCUCUGCUGGCGGCCGAGCUGGAGGAGCUGCGGGCCGCCCUGGAGCAGGGCGAGCGCAGCCGAAGGCUGGCCGAGCAGGAGCUGCUGGAGGCCACCGAGCGCCUCAACCUCCUGCACUCACAGAACACAGGCCUCCUGAACCAGAAAAAGAAGCUGGAGGUGGACCUGGCCCAGCUGAGUGGGGAGGUGGAGGAGGCCGCGCAGGAGAGGCGGGAAGCCGAAGAGAAGGCCAAAAAGGCCAUCACCGAUGCAGCUAUGAUGGCUGAGGAGCUGAAAAAGGAGCAGGACACCAGCGCACACCUGGAGCGGAUGAAGAAGACGCUGGAGCAGACGGUGCGGGAGCUGCAGGCGCGCCUCGAGGAGGCGGAGCAGGCGGCCCUCAGGGGCGGCAAGAAGCAAGUGCAGAAGCUGGAGGCCAAGGUGCGGGAGCUGGAGGCAGAGCUCGAUGCGGAGCAGAAGAAACACGCCGAGGCCCUCAAGGGCGUGCGCAAGCACGAGCGCCGUGUCAAGGAGCUUGCCUACCAGACGGAGGAAGACAGGAAGAACCUGGCUCGCAUGCAGGACCUGGUGGACAAGCUACAGAGCAAGGUCAAGAGCUACAAGCGUCAGUUCGAGGAGGCGGAGCAGCAGGCCAGCACCAACCUGGCUAAGUACCGCAAGGCCCAGCACGAGCUAGACGAUGCCGAGGAGCGGGCAGACAUGGCAGAGACCCAGGCGAACAAGCUGCGGGCAAGGACCAGGGAUGCCCUGGGCCCCAAGCACAAGGAGUGACAGACACCCCAGGCUCUGAAGAGGAGUAUCCAGUGUGAUCCUGUUGUCUCUUCCCAUCUGCCACUCCACCCUCCCUGAGCCCUGAAACCCCGAAUAAACACCAUGUCUGCAUGAA
Molecule: messenger RNA, 5941 nt
Organism: Psammomys obesus (fat sand rat)
Lineage: Eukaryota; Metazoa; Chordata; Mammalia; Rodentia; Muridae
Gene: Myh7b
Product: myosin heavy chain 7B
Exons: 41
Coding region: 1-5826 (1941 amino acids)
Cellular component (GO): myosin complex
Molecular function (GO): actin filament binding; ATP binding; cytoskeletal motor activity
Source: RefSeq, a predicted model, not a curated record